Osmerus eperlanus (European smelt) is the source of this 3632-nucleotide messenger RNA. RefSeq names its product thrombospondin-3b-like. Gene Ontology annotation, cellular component: extracellular region. Gene Ontology annotation, biological process: cell adhesion. The transcript has 23 exons. NCBI's taxonomy places the organism in Eukaryota, Metazoa, Chordata, Actinopteri, Osmeriformes, Osmeridae. The record is from RefSeq and is a predicted model, not a curated record. The coding region runs from base 352 to 3222 and encodes 956 amino acids. Gene Ontology annotation, molecular function: calcium ion binding.
CGAUAUUGAGGCAAAAUGCCGUGACCUACUAGCCGAUUUAUCUAGGUCUUGUUCGCUUCUUUGCUGAUAAACUCGUGUUUUUUAUUUGAGUGAAGAAUGGGCUCACCCUAGUGUACCCCAAGCUGCGCGGAUCACGAGCGAGACUCACCCGCUAACACUUUCACCCUGGAGCAGUCUUCUGCAGCGCGCACAGGGUAUGCAGCCACGACUGACUGCUCAGCGUGCCAUCGAGGAAUAUACAAAGUUGAACUUACUUUUUGCAGGCUGCUUCUGUAAAGUACAAACACUGGGUCUAAAUUUAUUGACCGCUUCAGUUUAAGUAUUAAACUUUUAGAGACUGCGUUUGAUAGGAUGGAUACGCGGAGGCUUGUGCCAAGAAGUCUCCUGCUUGCAGUGGUGGUGCUUUUAUGGGAUUCUACUUUGGCUUCUGAAAUGCAAGUGAUUGACAUGCUGGAGCUGCACGAUGCCAAGCAUAUUGCGUCCGCAGUGGGGAAGAUGACAGUAGCCAUGGAAAGUGUGUCGGACCUAUACCUGGUCUCCACUCUCCGCCUACCACCCAAACUAGGAGGGAUGCUACUGGGCCUGUAUAACAAGGAAGACAAUAGGAAGUACCUGGAGGUGGCCCUCAUGGGCAAGGUCAACAAGGUUCUGGUGCGCUACAUCCGGGAGGAUGGGAAACUCCACACUGUGAAUCUUCAGAACCCCGGCCUCUCCGAUGGACGCACCCAGUCCAUCAUCCUUCGGGUGGCUGGGCUCCAAAGAAACCACCUCCACCUGGAGCUCUAUGUCAACUGCCGAUUGGCCGACUCGGCACAGGGCUUGCCAUCAUUGGUCAAAUUACCGGUGGAGGCGGAGGCCGUGGAAGUUCGUAAUGGACAAAAGGCGUAUACCAGACUUCAGGGUACAGUGGACACUCUUAAGAUGGCUCUUGGUGGCUCAUUGGCCAAAGCAGGAUUACUGACAGACUGCCCUUUCCAGGGAGAUAAAUCUUUUCAAAAUUCAGUGAGUACAGAUGUGAAUGCUAUUCUUGGUGACCACACCAAGGCUCUGAUUGGCCAGCUUAUUAUCUUCAACCAGAUAUUGGGAGAGCUCCGAGAGGACAUCAGAGAACAGGUGAAGGAGAUGUCCCUAAUCAGAAACACCAUUCUAGAAUGCCAGGCUUGUGGUUUCCAUGAGCCCCACUCUCGCUGCGAGCCAAACCCAUGUUAUAAGGGCGUAUCCUGCACAGAGACCCGUGAGUAUCCAGGGUACCGCUGUGGCUCCUGCCCUGAUGGCAUGAAGGGGAACGGAACCCACUGUCAGGACAUCGAUGAGUGUGCUCUGGCCCAGCCAUGUUUCCGGCCAGAGGGGUGUGUGAACACUGCCAAGGGCUUCACCUGUGAGCCCUGCCCCCCCGGGUACUCAGGACCCUUCCUUAGUGGUGUGGGAGUGGACUUUGCCAAGAGUCACAAGCAGGAAUGCAGAGACAUGGAUGAGUGCGCAGAUCUGUCAAAUGCCUGCGUUCCCAACUCUGUCUGCAUCAACACUGAGGGCUCCUUCAGGUGUGGCGAGUGUAAGGAGGGCUUCGUGGGCAACCAAUCAACAGGCUGCUUCCUGCGACGCUCCUGCUCCGCCUUAAGCUUCGACCCCUGCGACGUCAACGCCCACUGUGUCAUGGAGCGCCACAGCGAAGUCUCCUGCCAGUGUAACGUGGGAUGGGCCGGCAAUGGGAACACGUGUGGCCCAGACACCGACAUCGACGGCUUCCCCGACGAGUCUCUGCCCUGCAUAGACAACGACAUCCACUGCAGAGCCGACAACUGUGUCAACACUCCCAACUCUGGCCAGGAGGAUGCCGAUGGGGACGGCAUCGGUGACCAGUGUGACGAAGACGCGGACGGGGACGGCAUCAAAAAUGUGGAGGACAACUGUCGCCUGGUCCCUAACAAGGACCAGCAGAACUCAGACACAGACUCAUACGGUGACGCAUGUGACAACUGUCCCAAUGUCCCCAAUGGCAGCCAGAAGGACACGGAUGGCAACGGAGCCGGGGACACUUGUGACAAUGACAUUGACGGGGACGGCAUCCCUAACGUUCUGGACAACUGUCCCAAGCUGCCUAACCCCAUGCAGACGGACCAUGAUGGGGAUGGAGUUGGGGAUGUUUGCGACAGCUGUCCAGAUGUCAACGACCCCAUGCAGUCAGACGUGGAUAACGAUUUGGUGGGAGAUGUGUGCGACACCAACCAGGACAUGGAUGGAGAUGGACACCAGGACACCAGGGAUAACUGCCCAGACAUGCCCAACAGCUCCCAGUUGGAUUCUGACAACGACGGAAUUGGUGACGAAUGUGACGAUGAUGACGACAAUGAUGGCAUUCCUGAUGUUCACCCUCCCGGGCCUGACAACUGUCGCCUCAUCCCAAACCCCAGACAGACAGACACUGACGGAAACGGGGUUGGGGACAUGUGCGAGACGGACUUUGAUAACGAUUCGGUGAAUGACUUCAUUGACGUGUGUCCGGAGAGUGCUGAGGUCACGCUGACUGACUUCAGAGCUUUUCAGACGGUCAUCCUUGACCCAGAGGGUGACACCCAAAUAGACCCCAACUGGAUAGUGCUCAAUAAGGGCAUGGAGAUUGUUCAGACUAUGAACAGUGACCCUGGUUUGGCUAUAGGCUACACAGCCUUCAAUGGCGUAGACUUUGAAGGGACAUUCCACAUCAACACGGCUACUGAUGAUGACUACGUGGGCUUCAUCUUUGGCUACCAAGACUCGUCCUCCUUCUACGUGGUGAUGUGGAAGCAGACAGAGCAGACCUACUGGCAGUCACUACCCUUCAGGGCCAUGGCCCAGCCUGGCCUGCAGCUAAAGGCCAUGAAGUCUAGCACAGGCCCAGGUGAGUACCUGCGGAAUGCCCUGUGGCACACAGGUGACACCCCGGGCGAGGUCACCCUGCUGUGGAAGGACCCUCGUAACGUGGGCUGGAGGGACAAGACUUCCUACCGCUGGCAUCUCAACCAUCGCCCACAGGUGGGCUACAUCAGAGUGAGGUUGUAUGAAGGGAUGACUCUGGUGGCAGACUCCGGGGUGGUGAUUGACACCUCCAUGAAGGGUGGAAGACUGGGCGCGUUCUGUUUCUCUCAGGAACAGGUCAUCUGGUCCAACCUGGGGUAUCGCUGCAAUGAUACUGUGCCUGAUGAUUAUCAGUUAUACCGCAAGCAGAUCAACAUCAAGGUGUGACGUUAGCACAGCAUUCGACCUGAAAGACUACACAACAUCACUGGUGCCUUUGCUGGAUCUUUGUGUAUGUGUGUGUGUGUGUUUGUGUAGAUGUUAGAGAGAGGUUGGCGAGAGCAGUUGAAUUACCUAAAAUAUGCUUGAUAGAUUUUUGGAGGUGUAAAUGGAGGAACAUAACACAUCCACAUUUUGGACAUUUGUAACUGAAAAAGUGUCAAAUCACACACCUUGUAUACAUGGAUGAAUGAAUGCAAAUGGAUCGUGUGUGCGUGCCUGUGUUUGCGUGUAUGCAAACAUCCUUCUGACACUGUUAAGGCUGUAACACAGAUGUUACCCUUGAACAUAAACUCAGUGAUGACCAACCCAUGAAAUGCUUGUCUGUAAGACACCUUUUUAUAGUAAUAAAAACUACU